Messenger RNA from Gigantopelta aegis, 1578 nucleotides. Its product is annotated as multiple epidermal growth factor-like domains protein 10. The transcript is spliced from 12 exons. The coding region runs from base 1 to 1578 and encodes 525 amino acids. Gene Ontology annotation, molecular function: scavenger receptor activity. Lineage: Eukaryota; Metazoa; Mollusca; Gastropoda; Neomphalida; Peltospiridae. The record is from RefSeq and is a predicted model, not a curated record.
AUGGCAUGGAUCUUGUUUCUUUCAUCAGGACAAACUUCUUCUAAAAGUGUAGCAUGUCAGGAGGGUCACAAUUACGGUAAAAAGUGUACGAAGCUCUGUACAGAACGCCACUGUGUGAACCAAUCGGCAUCUUGCAAUGUACGGAAUGGCAGAUGUGCUGGAGGUUGUGAAGCUGGUUGGAAAGGCAAAGAUUGCACAAAGACAUGUGAGGAGGGUAAAAACUACGGACCGAAUUGCAGGAAACUCUGUACAAAACGCCACUGUAUGAACCAAUCGAUAUCUUGCGAUGUACAGAAUGGCAGUUGUAUUGGAGGUUGCGAAGCUGGUUUUAAAGGGAAAGACUGCACAAAGAAAUGUGAGUAUAAUGUCACGUACGGAACUAACUGUAACAAGUCAUGUACGGAACGCAACUGUCUGUCUUCAUCUGCAUGUCCCAGAAAGACGGGACGGUGUAAAGCUAAAGAGUGUCAACCUGGAUGGAACGGAACCGACUGUACGCAAGCAUGUCUACAGAACGUCACAUACGGGUUUAACUGUAACAAGCUGUGUGAGAAACGUCAUUGUGCUAACCACAUGACAACCUGUGAUAUAGAGACAGGAGAAUGUGGUACAGGUGGAUGCAAACCAGGUUGGAAGGGAGACGACUGCACACAAGCAUGUCUGCAGAACGUUACAUACGGGUCUAACUGUAACAAGCUAUGUGAGAAACGUCAAUGUACUAAUCACUUGGCGGCCUGCGAUAUAGAGGCAGGAGAAUGUGGUACAGGUGGAUGUGAACCAGGCUGGGACGGAGAUGACUGUACAGAAGCAUGUCUACAGAACGUCACGUACGGGUCUAACUGUAGCAAGCUAUGUGAGAAACGUCAGUGUGCCAAUCACUCUACAACCUGCGACAUAGAGACAGGAGAAUGUGGUACAGGUGGAUGUCAACCAGGCUGGAAAGGAGAAGACUGUACACAAGUUUGUGGAUCACCGAGGUAUGGUUCCAGCUGUUUGUAUCGCUGUUCAGCCCGACAUUGCAAUGGGAACUCAAGUUGUAAUCAUAUUAGUGGUGCGUGUGACAACGGCUGUCAACAUGGCUGGGAAGGCAUCGCUUGUACAGAAUGUGAGCAGAACGUGUCGUACGGUCGUUAUAACUGUAAGAAGGUAUGUGCAGAUCGCCACUGUGCCGAUUCGUCUUCGUCCUGUGAUGUCAAGACGGGGGCGUGUGUUGGUGGAUGUCAAGCAGGCUGGAGUGGAACCGAGUGCAAGCGAGCAUGUAUCCAGAACGACACCUAUGGGCAUGGCUGUAUAAAGUACUGCAAGGAACGUCACUGUUUGUCUUCAAAUACACCUUGCAACCUUCUCACAGGCGACUGCGGUGGUGAUGGGUGUCAAGCUGGCUGGCAGGGAGUUGAUUGUGCUCAAGCAUGUGAGCAAGGUGUGAAGUAUGGCCUUCACUGUAACAAGUCAUGUGCUGACCGUCAUUGUGAUCCAAAAAACACUUCAUGUACUACACAUAAUGGAACGUGUUUUGGUGGAUGUCUACCAGGAUGGAUGGGACACGAUUGUACACAAGGUACUGGACACUAUACGUAA